Messenger RNA from Amphimedon queenslandica, 2114 nucleotides. Its product is annotated as poly [ADP-ribose] polymerase 3-like. The transcript is spliced from 12 exons. The coding region runs from base 115 to 1941 and encodes 608 amino acids. Gene Ontology annotation, cellular component: site of double-strand break; nucleolus. Gene Ontology annotation, biological process: double-strand break repair; protein poly-ADP-ribosylation. Gene Ontology annotation, molecular function: NAD+ poly-ADP-ribosyltransferase activity. NCBI's taxonomy places the organism in Eukaryota, Metazoa, Porifera, Demospongiae, Haplosclerida, Niphatidae. The record is from RefSeq and is a predicted model, not a curated record.
GCGUAAAUUUUAAUUUAAUUAAGAUUUAAGUUCCUUGGGCGUUGCCCUUGUUUCUGAGCUGGUUUUUUGUAAACAACCAAACACAAGACCUGCCAUUGGCUCUGAUUCCACACAAUGCCUCCAAAGAAGAGACAAAGAAAGACAGCAGCUGCCAAAGAAGAAGAUGAGCCCACGACUAGUGCAGUAGCUCCUCUGAACCCAGCAGCCCUUACUGUCACACAAUUAAGAGCUGAACUGAGUAAAAAAGGACUCGACACGACUGGAAAGAAAGCACUGCUAGUUCAAAGACUCACUGACUCUUUGAAGUCGUCCGAUGAGCCAUCCACUACCAAAAAAGCAAAGACAGAAGACCCAGCAGAGGAUGAGGGAGAGGAGGAGAUUGACACGACUGAAGGCGAACUGACGUAUAGCAAAGCAGCUGCUGCUCUUAGACAAGCCGACAAGAAAGAGAAAGGAAAACGACAAAGAACUGUAGACACACACAUACCCUGGUACACCAAUUACGAGGUUGUUGAUGAUUGGGACUGCAUGCUGAAUCAGACGAACAUUGGACAUAACAACAACAAGUUCUAUGUUAUUCAACUACUUAGUAAUAAAAACUCGGGCUAUUUUCACGUAUGGAAUAGGUGGGGCCGUGUCGGAGAGCCUGGCAUGAAUGCAAUGAAAGGCCCUUUCCACGCAAUGGAUGCCGCAACAAAGGAAUUCGCCAAAAAGUUCAAAGACAAGACAAAGAACGACUGGUCCGACCGGGACUCCUUCACCCCUCACGCCGGGAAAUACACACUCAUUGAAAUGGGAGGGGACGACGAUGAGGAUGAGCCAAUGGAUGUAAUUGAGGACGUGGAUACGGGUAAACCGAAGAAGAUCAAACCCUGUACUCUGGACAAGCCAACGCAGAACCUGGUCAAACUUAUCUUUGACAACGACAUGUUCCGAGAAGCCAUGAAGACUCUUGAAAUUGACACAAAGAAAAUGCCAUUAGGGAAACUCAGCAAAGCACAGAUUGCAAAAGGAUUUGAGGCACUAGAGGCACUAGAAUCGGCCCUCCAGAGUAAAGCUUCAAGAGCUAAACUUAGUGAACUCUCGUCAAAAUUUUACACAAUCAUUCCUCAUGAUUUUGGUCGCCGGAUACCACCUGUCAUUGACAACCAGGAGCACCUGCAGAAGAAAUUUGACAUGUUAACUGUGCUAGGAGAUAUAGAGAUAGCUCAGUCGCUACAGAAAGACAAGAUUAAGACAGAGCAGCCCGAUAUUGAAGAGGUUCCCCAUGAGUUUGACGUCAACUACGCCUCGCUAAAAGCAAAACUGGAGCACGUGAAGAAGGAAGACUCUGACUACAAGAUAAUAGAGACCUAUCUUAGACAGACCGAGCCUUCUUAUCGUAAACUGGAAAUAGUUGAUAUAUGGCGAGUCAGUAGAGAUGGAGAGGCUGAAAGGUUUUCUGUUCACGACUCCAUUGAGAACAGACGACUUUUAUGGCAUGGAACUAACGUUGCUGUCGUUGCCGCCAUUUUGAAAAGUGGUCUACGUAUAAUGCCUCACUCUGGGGGAAGGGUCGGCAGAGGAAUUUACUUUGCCUCUGAAAACAGCAAAUCUGCAGGAUAUGUUGGAUGUGCUAAUAAUAUUGGGAUCAUGUUUCUCAAUGAGGUUGCAUUGGGAAAAGAGCACUCCAUCACUCGAGAUGAUUCUUCUUUGGUCAAAGCACCUGCCGGUCAUGACAGUGUUGUAGCUAGAGGUCACACUGAACCAGACCCAGCUCUAGACACUACUAUUACCAUAGAUGGUAAGACUGUUACUGUACCACAGGGCAAGCCUAAGAGUCAACAAAAAUACUCCACAAGUUCUUUCUCUCAGACUGAGUAUUUGAUCUACAAGGAGAGUCAGAAUAGGAUACGUUAUCUCUUGAAGCUCAAGUUUGGCGGUCAUAGUUUCUUUUUUUAGAUAGAGAGAAAUUUUAAUAGAAGGGACAAAUUAGCAAAUAGACAUAGAGAUUUAUUAUGAAAAUUAUAUUAUUAGACUGUUAUUAUUAUUAUAUACAUUGACUUUAUAGAGAGUGUUGUACAAAUGAUAGAUCUAUUUAUUGUCUUUUUUUGGUGGUAACUUCAAAUCCUUUA